UGAUCAGCAUACAGCUCCAAAACAGCAACUUUAAAUAGAUGCUUAAAUAAAGUAAGGCUAGAAGACAGAAGAAAAAAUAGUACCUAUAUAUGAAGGGACAUUUUUUUUGUAACUGAAAUUAGUUAGCUUCUUAUAUCGUAUUAAAUGGCGUUAGUGAAAAUCGAUCCGCCGACACUUUCUCAAGCACACCCCGAGAGUAUGGAUUUUCUUUCGAAUUCUUGGUGCAAUUUUGCAGUUCAAGCUUUGCAACCCGAGACAUACGAUAAUCAUCAAUCGCUUGUUCUUCAAGAAAGUCCGGUUAAGGUAUUCGAGCAUGAUCCUAGUACUCCCUAUGUGAACAUGCAGCAUAUGGACAAGAGUGCAAAGUUGGGCGAUGGAGAUACGUUUGCGCCUCCUUGGAAAUCGAACGAUAUAAAGUCAUGGAUAUGGAUGCAGCAAGCGAUGCAUCCGGAAGUGAAUUAUAACAGCUACUUCAAAAGGAAAUGGAUGACGUGGAAAAUGGCCCCAUUCAAACAAGUGUCAAUAAAAAAAUGGGUGAAGGAAAUAAAACAGAGGCGAAAAGACGAGCAGAGGCUGCAGAACGCGGAAGUGCACGCAGCAAUAUCGGUGGCCGGAGUUGCGGCUGCGCUGGCGGCAAUAGCAGCAGAAAACUCGAAACACGACACUAAUAAGGAAUCUGCCGUUGCUUCGGCUGCCGCCUUGGUGGCGGCGCAAUGCGCAAAGGUGGCGGAGGCUAUGGGGGCGAAGAGGGAGCAGCUCAGGGGUGUGAUAGGCUCCGCCAUAAGUAGCACGAACGCCGGUGAGAUAGUUGCGCUGACGGCUGCCGCCUCCACAUCAAUAAGAGGAGCUGAUACUCUAAAAGCCAGAGGAGGUUACAAGAACAGAAUAAACGGAAGCUCUCCAGUGCUGCCGAUUGAAGAUAAUAACGAAAUCGAUUUCAAUUUCGAUAAAUGCAGAUCGAUUUUGGCCAAAGGUGCAGAGCUCAAUAUCGAGACAAAAGACGGUAGGUAUUUGCUGAGGUUAGUCACAAUCAUCCUUAAUCACGAGGGAAAGGUUGUUCUCAAGUUGAAGAAACUCAACAUGCUAAAUGCUUUCACAAGACAAAAAGAAAGUACUGUAAUCGACUUGCACGCUGAGAUAUAUAAAGAUUCGGAAGGUGGGAAAAUCGAGACAGGCUAUCUAAUUGUACUAAAAACAGACAAGGGAAUAACGAAGCUGGACAUGAUGAACGAUUAUCACAAGUACAAGACAUGGUCGAUGACUAUAAAUCACAUGCUAAUUCUCUCUGCUACGUAUACGAAAUACGAGCUGCAAUUCUACAAAAGUUGAAGCAUAUAGAGUGCGAAUUCAUUGUUUAUGGCGUUUAUGAAAUUGUUUGUCAUUUGUUUCCGAGACAUCGUUAAUAAUUUGUAACGUAGUGGUGGUUUUGCUGCAA
Erythranthe guttata (spotted monkey flower) is the source of this 1435-nucleotide messenger RNA. Its product is annotated as auxin canalization protein (DUF828). The record is from RefSeq and is a predicted model, not a curated record. Lineage: Eukaryota; Viridiplantae; Streptophyta; Magnoliopsida; Lamiales; Phrymaceae.